Podospora anserina S mat+ is the source of this 594-nucleotide messenger RNA. RefSeq lists its product as uncharacterized. NCBI's taxonomy places the organism in Eukaryota, Fungi, Ascomycota, Sordariomycetes, Sordariales, Podosporaceae. The coding region runs from base 1 to 594 and encodes 197 amino acids. The record is from RefSeq and is a predicted model, not a curated record. The transcript is spliced from 3 exons.
AUGUCAGAAAAUAUUCCCAAUAGACUCUGGCUCAUGACUCCAGCGAGACGAUCGGCCCUGGAAACUUCCUGUCCCAACCUCUUGGCUGCCUUUGACGCGGGCUUCCUUCACAUCGCAACGAUACAUCACCAGAGCACUAGCGACCUGCAAGACUUGGUUCCUUAUACUGAAAACGGGAGUGAGACGAUCGCAAUUUUCCUUUACAAUCACGACGCCUACUUCAGCCAUGACACUGGUGACGCUAGUCUCAUGUUGGUGGCUGCCCCCGGCUUUAUGCUUCAUGCGACCAUAAGAGACGGCGCCAUACAUCCGCAACCACGGCUGGAUCCGAGUCUGUCGAUUGGGGCGGUUUGCAGGACGAUCGAUUUUGGUGACUGUGGCGCCGCCUGUGUGAUUGUGGAUAGGAAUGGUCUCAACGAACUCCCUUGUGAGCUGGUAGAGAUUGCGGUGUUGGAUUUGAGGCCCGGGGCACGAGGACGUACCUGGCGACGGGCUCUGGCUGCACGUCUGAGCUUGAGGGCACGAGGACGCACCAGGCGAGGAGGACGCACCAGGCGACGGACUCUGGCUGCACGUCUGAGCCGGCCAGCGUGA